GCCAAAUGCAAAAGGUCAUUACAAGUCCUGAGGGAACACGCAAAGAACUCUACAUGCCCAUACGGUUUACAAUACAGGCUGAGACCACAUAUACCUGUUGUACAGUUCGACAGAGAAUUUCAGACCAACUUGGACCAGAACGGUCGCCUAGCCAAUGCAGAACUAUUAAUGCUGAAGAUAAAACAGCAGAAAAAGAACUUACAUGUCCAUGUAACAGCUAACAAUGAGGCUAUCCAGGCCCAACAGCAGUUACUACAAGACCUGUAUCCACACUUGUCAGCAGAGUUCCUAGGCAACCAGAAACUUUGCUGCCAACAGAAGGGGUGACGAAUGGUCUUUACAAGCAUUCGCGAGCAUGCUGAGCACUGAGAUUUUUUUGCGAGCACGAGCAGAGAUAAAAAAUUAAUUUUCCUUUGCGAGUAGCAAGCAGUUUAGAGAGUACAACUCGCGAGCAGCAAGCACUUCUUAUACUUUCUGCUUUCAGUAAUCCAUAUGGAAAUCCUUUUCUUUAAAAUAAAACAGAAAAUAUUUUAAAACAGGGUUUUAAUUUAGAGUGCAACAAGUCCUUUGAAGCUAGUUUGAGUGACACCUUAUCGAGGUCUAACCAAUGACAUCACAUUUUCGCUUCACUUCAUCACGCACGUGUUUGUACAGAUUAGAAAGCAAAGGUCAUGAGAAGAACAACCAUGUAUAACCAUAUAAGCUAGAUUAGCUAAUUUAUUAUUUUUUUAUCAUUGUCAUUUAUCGUGUGCAUUUCCACUGAACUUGAUAGCCAUAUUUAUAGGAAAUAAGCACCAUACAGAAUUACAUUUACUUUAACCCAAACAAGGAUUUACAAAAUUUCGAGCAAUAUACUGACAAGAAAGUGAGCUUGCGAGCAACUGCAAAAAUUUGGGGAGCACAAGCAAGCGAGCACUCGUUUAAAUUUUGCAAGCAGUUAAAAAUUUUCAUGGACCAUUUAUCACCCCUAACAGAACCAGAUCCAGGUCCAGGAUGUAGAAAACUAGCUACCUAAGAAAGUUCAGCAAAUUUGUAAUCUCGCCUCCAUGCAAGCUCAACUAUCUGAGCUACAGAAAAUGUUUUGUAAAGACAGUGAAGCAGUCAAU
Molecule: messenger RNA, 1106 nt
Organism: Porites lobata
Lineage: Eukaryota; Metazoa; Cnidaria; Anthozoa; Scleractinia; Poritidae
Source: the annotation of a GenBank genome assembly